UCGUAAAUCCCGUCAGGCAACAACGCAGUAUACCAACAUGCCAUCUAUAAUUGGUAGGUGUAACCACAACUCUCAAGUGUCUGUGGUCUGAUGGUCUGUUUUGAUAUCGUCAUUAUGAUCGCUCCGCCUGUUCGCGUGGUGGCGUGGUGGUCGCGUGGUGCCCGUGGUGGCGUGGUGCAAAUACCGCCUGCCUAAUAGAAGGGGUGUCCUGCUACAGAGGUAUCUGCUAAGGGAGGUUCCACUGUACUUGUGUAACCAAUACCUUAUCUAUUUCUGUGUUUAUUUUCAGGUCUACAGCUUCUUUGCCAUUGACGCAAGCGAAUCUUCUGGGCGUUCUUUGGGCAGCCGCUUAAGGACGACGUUAAAACGGAUCGAGGAUAAUCUCAUUCUGCUGGAGCCGCAGUUUGGGGCGCCCCCACCUACGGCUGAGGAGAUAAGGAGUAAAGUCGCACACCCCCACCUCUCUCCCAUUGUUGACCUGACAAGUGCUGAAGGAAUGCAUGGGUUGGGAGAGAGAAUCAUUGCUGUUGAAUCACUCGUAUUUUUGGCGGACCAAUUCCAGUUCCUGCAGCCGCACCUCGAGGGGAUGAUUCCCCAGAACAAGAAGGCGUUCCUACAACAGUUCUAUUCGCAGACGGUCGGCGUCACGCCCGAACUCCGUCAACCGGUUUACACAGCCGUUGCAGCACGGUCGAUUGAUUACGAUCAGCUAAUUCAACUGAUGGCGAGCGUCCGAUGGGACAUAAAGGACAUCAUGUCGCAACACAGUACAUAUGUCGAUCAGGUUUUACGAGAUUUCCACAUUUUUGCCAUGAAGUUGGACAACUUGUCGAAAAGGGUACCGAUGCCCUUCGUUGUUUCAUGCUGUCUCUGGGAGCUGUGUAUCACGCUCGCGAAUACCACCUUUGUUGAAGGAUAUGCUAGCGCCAAAAAGUGUACAACAGAAGGUAGGGCGUUGAUGUUGUUAGACUUCCAGCAGUUUUUGAUGAAGCUUGAGAAGUUGACAGAACUGCGCCCAAUCCCAGAACGCGAAUAUGUUGAAACCUACAUCAAGGCCUACUACCUUCCCGAGGACCAGUUAGAGACCUGGGUCAAAGACCACAAGGAAUACACAACAAAGCAGAUCAUAUCGCUCGUCAAUUGUCUACCGCACAUCAACAAGAGAGCGCGACAACGCAUCAUCGGGGUCAUCGAAGAAACACGCCGAUAACACGUUUACAUAAACGAUAUCUUGGCCCUAAAUGUAUUGAUAUUUCUGAGCUUUGAGACAACGCGCACGUAAAUACCUUGACGGAGAAUACAGCAUGCAAUCAAUUUCAAACUGAAGUUGAUCGGGGAAUUUCAAAAUGUUUUCAUACCAUUCGUGUACGUUAGAAUCUUCCUCAAUAGCGGCCGCCUCUGUUACAAGGACACCUCUCUUAUAAGGACACUGAUUUUUGGUCCCAAAUUUGAAAUCGACAAUGAGAGUACUAGUUGGCUUUUGAUUUUGAAAUGUUGACAUACCAUUCGUGUACAGUGGAAUCUUCCUCAAUAGUAGACACCUCUGUAAGCAGGACACCUCUCUUUAAGGGGACAGCAUUACUCAGUCCCAAGGGUGUCCUUAAAGGAAGAAUACGGGCAGGAGCCAGGAAGAACAGAUAAAGUUACACAAAAUUGCUGAUAGGUGACGCUCUGAUCUCACAGUACAUCAAAACUAUUUGCGCUUGUAUCAGCAAUAUAGUGAUGUUGUUUAAUCGAACACAACCUGGACCCUAAAUGGAAAAAAAAGUCACACAAAGACAGAAAGUUUUAUCCCCUAUCUCCUGCCUAUACUCCCCCUUUAAACUGUGAUUAUUGAAAAGACAGAAAAUUCUAUCUUCAAAAAUCAUAUUUGAACAUUGUACAGUUAGUGUCUUAAAGUUUAUCUGUAGAAACCAUCAGUUUUGAACUGAUUUCUUUAAUGCAUAAUAUCUGUUGUACUAUAUUUGCAGCUAUCUAUGCACAUCCUGUAUCCCCCCCCCCUUCCCCCUGCUCAGGCGAUAUCAUGAUUUGGCAGGAUUGCAGAGAGCUCUAUACUGUGUUCAUGAGUUUAAGCCAGCCAUGAGCUGUCUUUAACAUAUAUACCUAUGUGUAGGGCCCUUUGUUGGCUUAAACCAGUGUACACAGUCAAUAGAGGUCGGCCAGAGUAUGGGACUGCCGAGAGCUCUAUACUGUGUGCAUGGUUUAAGCCAGCCAUGAGUUGUCUGAAUGAUGUAAAGACCUAUGUGUAGGGGCAUUUUGUUGGCUUAAACCAGUGCACACAGUCGAUAGAGGUCGGCUUAGAGUAUGGGACUGCAGAGAGCUCUAUGCUGUGUGCAUGGGGUUAAGCCAACCAUGGGCCGUCUUAAUUACCAUAUAGACCUUGGUGUUGGGGCCUUUUGUUGGCUUAAACUGGUACACGCAAUUGAUAGGAAGUGAAAGCACUCGAGUUUGUAAAUAUAUGCUAUUGUGCAUGUGACCCAUCAGAUUAAAUCAGGUUGAAGUUUGCCUGGCCUAGUAUCGGGCGAUCACUGACAAUUGAUACAGGAUAUGACAUGAAGUGCUUCACCCUUUGGAUACCAGUGUAUAAAUACCCCUUGGCUACACUCGGUAUAGACCAGUAAAGGCCAUUUUUCUGUCCCAAGAUACGAUACCAGUGAAUAGCAAUGCUCAAAUAUACACAAUGUACUAUUAUACCCAAAUUCAAAUUCAAAUUCAAAUUUGAUUAAAAAUCAAACAUAUCACAGAGUGACACGUAUGCGGCAAGAUAAGGACUGCAUAUUGGGUACAAACACAGGAAGUGAAAUAAAUUACAAAAUAUUUAAUGAAAACUACUAUGAUAGGGUCCCAUCUUUCUCAAAUUAAACAUAUUACAUGUAUUCACAAAGUUAAGAACAUGAAUCAAAACCUCGUUAUCGUGACUUCCAAGUAUUUUAUAAAAAACAUCAACUGAUGUACAAGGGUGAACUCCCGUACAGGAAGAACACACAUUACCACUCAUUUAUGAAAACGGAUUUUUUUUCGUUUAUGUGUCUGUAAUGUCAUGUCUGUAUCGCCAGAAGAAAGGGUUAAGACUGAGCAGACGUUCUGUAUCUAUAAAUAUACCGUGGACCUACAUGUAUUUUCCUUGUAAGAUUGUACAUUGUAUAUUGACCUUGUAUCAUGUCAAAAAGUAAUAUCUGUCAUACAUUGUAAUUAUAUACUUGUAAAUAUCAAGAAUUACUGGUAAAGAAGUAAUAAAUAUUGUAAAGGAAAAGUAGCUUGUUUCUCAAAUCAAUGGAACUCAUAGGACCUCAGCUGUGAGGUCUAGUUUGAGGUCCAGAUUGACUGAGGGAUCCCAGG
This is a messenger RNA of Lineus longissimus, 3339 nucleotides long. RefSeq names its product syndetin-like. Gene Ontology annotation, biological process: endocytic recycling; retrograde transport, endosome to Golgi. The transcript has 8 exons. NCBI's taxonomy places the organism in Eukaryota, Metazoa, Nemertea, Pilidiophora, Heteronemertea, Lineidae. The record is from RefSeq and is a predicted model, not a curated record. Bases 497 to 1210 code for a protein of 237 amino acids. Gene Ontology annotation, cellular component: EARP complex. Gene Ontology annotation, molecular function: SNARE binding.